Trifolium pratense (red clover) is the source of this 543-nucleotide messenger RNA. RefSeq names its product mavicyanin. NCBI's taxonomy places the organism in Eukaryota, Viridiplantae, Streptophyta, Magnoliopsida, Fabales, Fabaceae. Gene Ontology annotation, cellular component: plasma membrane. The coding region runs from base 1 to 543 and encodes 180 amino acids. The transcript is spliced from 2 exons. Gene Ontology annotation, molecular function: electron transfer activity. The record is from RefSeq and is a predicted model, not a curated record.
AUGGCUUCUAUGUUCAAAGCUGUCUCACACCCACUUUUCCUUAUCUUGAUUCUUUUCUCUGCCUCCCAAUUUUUGGUCAUCAAUGGUGCUCAAUUUGAAGUUGGAGGUAAAGUUGGUUGGGUUGUCCCUAACUCAAAGGACAAAGAUGAAAUGUAUAACCAAUGGGCUUCCCAAAAUAGAUUCAAAAUUGAUGACACCAUUCAUUUCAAGUACGAGAAAGACUCGGUGAUGGUGGUGAGUGAAGAAGAAUAUGAAAAAUGCAAAUCCGCUCGUCCACUCUUUUUCGGCAACAAUGGCGACACGGUUUUCAAAUUUGAGCGACCGGGAUUGUUCUACUUCAUUAGUGGUGUUAGUGGUCAUUGUACAAGAGGACAGAAAAUGAUCAUCAAGGUUUUGGACAUUGAACCAGAAGAACAAGAACCAAUUACAGCACCCUCACCACAAUCUUCAAAUGAGAAUGCACCAACAAUACAUUCUAAAGCUGCUCAAAUAACUCCUAUUACUAUCACAAUAUCCACACUCUUUGCUUUGUUGAGUUUUUAG